UCUUCCUCAUACAAGCCCACAUAAGCUAAGGUAUGUCAGUUAAGUCUCUCGUUCUUCUUCUCUCCGAUGUUGAGCUCGGAGCUGCGAUGGCUUUGAGAAAUCGUCAGCUAUGGCAGCAAACGAAGAUGAUUUACAAAGUGACGAUGGAUUACUAUAGAUUCUUCAGUUCGAAACCGAAAGUAGAUUUGAGGAAGCUAAGGCCAAUGAUUCUGAAAAGGAUUGAGGAUCGGGCGAAAGAUUAUCCAGUAAAAUCCAUGGUUCCUGUUGCUGAAGGCGUCUUUAAGGCUCGAACAAUACUCUACCAUGGCGUUUCCGCAUUAAUGCAACGUUUCCCAACUUGGGCAUGCAAAUACUGUCCAGAAGUAUAUAUUGGUGAGAAUGGUCAUUUGAUACAAACUUGUCAUGGUUACCGGCGGCGUGCUAAGAAUCAGGCUCAUGAGUGGAUUAGAGGAAGCUUGAAUGAUAUUCUAGUGCCAGUAGAGGCAUUUCAUUUGCGAACUAUGUUUCAGAAUAUCAUCAAUCACCAAGAAAGAUUUGAUUAUGAUCGCAUUCCAGCAGUUGUGGAACUGUGCUUGCAGGCAGGAGCUAUUCCAAGUGAAGAAAUUGUAUGCGGAAGUAGUUUGCCCUCAAGUGUUCCUUUUCAAGCUGACUCUUUGUCUGACGAUGAUUUGAUGUUGUUGGGAAGAGAAACCUUGAAGGCAUGGGAAGCACUUAGAUCUGGAGUUCAGAGGCUAUUGUUAGUAUAUCCAGCAAAGGUCUGUGAACAUUGCUCAGAAGUUCAUAUAGGACCUUCUGGACACAAGGCUCGUCUUUGUGGUGUAUUUAAGUUUGAAAGUUGGCGAGGAAGUCACUUUUGGAAGAAGGCAGAAGUGGAUCAUUUGGUUCCUUCAAAAACAGUAUGGUACCGCCGACCCCAGGAUCCUCCAUUACUUCUGGAUGACGGGCGGAACUAUUAUGGGCAUGCUCCUGCUGUUGUUGAUCUGUGUACUAAGGCUGGAAUUAUUGCUCCUUCCAAGUACCAUUGCAUGAUGAAACUUGAAGGUCUAUCAGCCCCAUCUCUGUGAAAGGAGUGAUGGGAUCUUUUCUUGAUCUUAUCAGUGCAGUUUAACCAACAAGCAGAAGGUGAGUCUAAAUUGGGUAAUUCUUCUGAUGCCGGACUGACUUUUGUUAUUCAGGCAACCCUAAAACUUUAAUGGAUAUAGAAUGAAGAUUGGGUGGGGUUAUGUUGUGCUCAAAAUCGUCUCUAACACCAAAAUAUUUCAUGAAGGAAUAUCUUGUUGAUAUUCACAGGAGAUUUACUCGUAUUAUACUUGAGCAAUUCUCAUCAAUGGAGCAUUAUAUUUUGGUUGACUAGCCACUUAAAUCCGUCUCUGGGUUCUUGAAGAUCCAAAUAGGGAAAUAAGGAAGUACAAUGAUGCAGAAGGAAGAGAAAAUGCAGCAGAAAGUGUGAUGAUCUCAGGACUUAGUUUUUACUCGUCAUGGUCAGGAAUACCAUUGCUCAGGCAAUAUAGUUCCCAUUGCAUAGAUUAUGCAUCUUUCAGCAUUUCUAGUUAAAUAUACAUAAUCUUUUUAAGAGUGAAAGCAGUUUUUUAGUUGAUUGUCUCACAGCAACUGUUCUUAUGUUCUCAGCGGAUACUCCUAUCUACUUUAGUGGACUGAAAUUGUAGCCUAUCUAGGCUACCGAAA
Solanum verrucosum is the source of this 1686-nucleotide messenger RNA. Its product is annotated as APO protein 4, mitochondrial. The record is from RefSeq and is a predicted model, not a curated record. The coding region runs from base 33 to 1064 and encodes 343 amino acids. The transcript has 2 exons. Gene Ontology annotation, molecular function: RNA binding. Lineage: Eukaryota; Viridiplantae; Streptophyta; Magnoliopsida; Solanales; Solanaceae.